GCGAGGUCUAGGAGAACGUUAGCCCGGGCAGAUCGAGCGCGCGAGGUUUUUUUUUUUUUUUUGCUGGGUUUCCGGAGCUGCGGCAAAUUUAACUACAUCAACAAAGCCGAGCAAGGGAAGGCGCGGGAAAGCAAAAGCCGAAGGAUCGGAGAUCCCCGUUCUUCAUGCAUCAUCACCCUUUUGAGCAUCAUGCACAGGAGACAUCUUCAGGAAAUUCCAGAUUUGGGAAGCAACAUCACUACAAGUGUCCCAUGGACCUGGCAUCCCAACAAGACUUCAGAUCUCCUCGCAGGCAUGGGAGUGUCUGCUCUUAAACUGGACAGUGAGAACACCCCCCAGGAUCUGUUGAUGUGUGUGGGCCCACCCACCAAGCGGCAGAAAGUGAGGGAAAGCAAAUUUCUGAUUAUCCACCAGCCUAGACUGCUUCAAGAGAUAGUAGCAGGUACCGGUAUUUCUUGGGAUACUUUGCCAGAUGAACUGCUGUUGGGAAUCUUUUCCUAUCUAAACUUGACCGAUUUGCUGAAAGUUUCCCAGGUUUGUCAGAGAUGGCAUCGCCUUUCGCUUGAUGAGUCGCUCUGGCAAAGUCUUGAUCUUGCAGGUAAAAAUCUUUUGCCAGGAGUGAUUGGCCAAUUGUUGCCCUUGGGAGUGAUCGCCUUCCGCUGUCCAAGGUCCUGCAUUGCAACACCUUUGUUUAAAACAAGCAGGGCACUUUGUGUGCAACAUCUGGAUUUAUCAAAUUGUACAAUAAAUGUUCUAGAUCUCGAAGAUAUCCUUGGCAGAUGCCAGAGUCUGCAGAAUCUCAGCCUAGAAGGUCUCGUACUUUCUUCUGAUAUCGUUAGAAGUAUAGCACAAAACCCCAAUUUGGUCCGGCUAAACUUAUCCGGAUGUUCUGGAUUCUCUGCAGAUACUGUGGAAGUGUUGUUGAAAAGCUGUCCAAGGUUAGAAGAAUUGAAUUUAGGCUGGUGUGACUUCACAGCUGAGCAUUUGAAGAUCGUAGUCAGUCAUGUUCCUUCCAAACUAUUGCAAUUGAACCUUAGUGGAUACAGGCAGAAUCUCCUGAUCCCAGAUGUUAAAACAUUACUAGAGAGAUGCUCUGGUCUAAUCCAUUUAGAUUUAAGCGACAGUGUUAUGUUGAAGCCUGAAUGCUUUGCUUGCUUCCACCAACUCAAACACCUUGAACACCUAAGUCUUAGUCGAUGCUAUCAAAUACCUCCCUCUGCUUUACUUGAACUUGGUGAAAUUGCUACGCUCAAAACACUGCAAGUUUUUGGAAUAGUGACUGCCAAUUCCCUACAGCUCUUAAAGGUGACGCUUCCUCAUAUAAAGAUCAAUACCUCCUAUUUUUCACCUAUUGCAAGGCCCACCAUUGGCUGCAAAAAAAACCAAGAGAUUUGGGGAAUCCAAUGCAGACUGAACUUGAGAAAUCUGGCUGGGGUUUAAUACAUCUCGAAAGACUCUGACUUCUACCAACAGCAACAUGAGUUCCUCAAGUCUUCACUGUGGAAUUCUUGGCAUUCCGUUUUAAUCUCACAAUUUGCAGUUACUGACCUGGUUUUAUCAGUUUAUGACCAAAUGCUAUCAAGUAUUUUACAAGUUGUAUUUUUUUUAAUGUUCCACGACUUAUACUGAGGCCUAUCCAAGAAACGGUAAUCAUGCACAAAUAGUUGCCAUGCAAUAUGCAAGCUCUCCUUGUGGAAAUAUAUAUUUUUUUAAAAAGUAGCUCUAGUUAAUAAAACUUGUCCAAAUGUUCAUAUUCUCUGUUUUAUCCAUGCCAGUUGUUGUUGUUGUUGUUGCAGGGAGUAGGACGUAUUCGUGCUGAUAUACUUAAGAUUCUGGCCUUUAUCUCACAGCUCCUGGAAACAUCAUAGUUUAAUUCUCCAUUUAGAUCACAGCCCUGGAAUUUCUGGUCUUGUAUCUCAAUGUUCAUUGAAUACAACCAACAUAGCUAAAUGUCGCUAAUUGUUACAGAUAUCCCUUAUAAUAGCAUUUGGGAUGAAUUUCCAAAGCUAAGUGAUGUUAUUGUACAGCACAAUGUCACGUGAUUGCAUUGCUUAGCAAUGGCGACCCCUGCAGACCAGGGGUGAAAUGCUCCUGGUUCGGACCAGAUCGCCUAAUCCGCUAGCGAUGGCAGGUGGUUUGGAGAACCGGUAGCAAAAAUCCCUCCCCACCCCCAUGCCCAGCUGAGCUGCGCAAUCAUCAGAGGCUUUUUAUUUUAUUUUUAAAAGCAUUUUUUCUACAACCUCUUCAGCCGAAAAAAAUGCUUUUAAAAGUAAAAACAAAGCCUCUGCCGAUCAGGCAAGUCAACUGGGAUCGUCAGAGGCUUUUACAAGCAUUUUUUUACAACCUCUUCAGCCAGAGGUUGUAGAAAAAAUGGUUUUAAAAGUUAAAAAAAAAUGGCCAUGCCUCUUAGUCAUAUUACACCCUCCACCAAGCCACGCCCACAGAACCGGUAGUAACAAAUUUUACAUUUCCCCACUGCUGCAGACCUUAUUGCCUCUGUUAAGCGAAGAUUGUGGUUCAUUAAGUGAGCACCUCUUGCAACUUCCUGACGGCUUCCCACAAGCAAAGUCAGUGGGCUAGUUGGCAGGAAGGGGUAAGUCCCAGGGGAAUCACAAGCAGAUUGGCCGACGGUAAGUGGCUGUCGCUGGGUGAGACAGGGAGUGGCGUAAUAUGUGGAUGACUGGACAGGCACAGCACAAGCACAGUUAGCCAGUAAAGCUUGGGUCGAAUACGGAGGGGCUGGGGGAAAGUGCAGACGGGUAUACUUGCUGGAGUAACUUGCAACAUUCUCUGCUGGCUUCCCCACUGAAUUUACUUGUGGGAAGCCAGCAGGGAAAGUGCAAAUUGUAAUCAUGUUAUUGCAUGACACCACAAGAAGUUGGUUGCCAAGGACCUAGAUCACGAUCACUUGAUAGCAGGGCUAGUAGGAUGGCUGACCAUAACCACCAUUUGUUCAACACCAUUUUAAGUUUAGACAAUGAACAGGAAAUUAAUAGAGGACUGUCAGUACUACAUAUAGGAAUGCAAAUUAAAAAGUAAAGGCAUAAUACAAAUAAACACAUCCGAAUCCUGCUGUUAUUGACCAUCUUGUCAAAACAUUAAAAAUAACUUAUAACCAAAUCAUAAAAAUGUGUUUUUCAAAGUCUGCAUGUUUCCCUGCACACCUGAUUUUUUUUUCUGCUGAGAAAAUAGUAGCAAAAUAAAAGUGUCUAGUUAAAAUAUAACUAAAUUGCCCUUAAAAGAGAAAACCAAUAAGGGAAAUCCAAGGAGUAAAACAUAAUUGCAACCUGAUUUUUUUCAUGAAAUAGGAUAUUAAUUUUGCUACAUGAAAGACUCAAAGGGCAAAUAUAGUUGCAUUAGUUCUAAAUGCACUAUGAGAAAUUACUAUGACAUAUCCUUUUUCCUAAUUCUCUUGUGGCCCUAACAGUACAAUAUUUAAGAAGAAAAUUAAGUCCUAUUAUCUACAAGAUUUUAUAAAGAUGUGCACGGAUUAUGUAAUAUUCUAAGUGCAAAGAUUUAACAUUCUAAAAUGUAUUUCCUGUUAUGGUAAAUGUUAGUGACAUACAAAGCAGUUAAAAAAGCAAGAAAAAUUCAUUUAUUAAUUUACUAACCACAGCAUACAUUAUUUUAAAUAAAACAAUUUUGAAAAAAGG
Molecule: messenger RNA, 3653 nt
Organism: Pantherophis guttatus
Lineage: Eukaryota; Metazoa; Chordata; Lepidosauria; Squamata; Colubridae
Gene: SKP2
Product: S-phase kinase associated protein 2
Molecular function (GO): protein binding
Source: RefSeq, a predicted model, not a curated record